Messenger RNA from Osmia lignaria (orchard mason bee), 1995 nucleotides. Its product is annotated as putative gustatory receptor 28b. The record is from RefSeq and is a predicted model, not a curated record. Gene Ontology annotation, cellular component: axon; neuronal cell body; dendrite. Gene Ontology annotation, biological process: male courtship behavior; chemosensory behavior; sensory perception of taste. NCBI's taxonomy places the organism in Eukaryota, Metazoa, Arthropoda, Insecta, Hymenoptera, Megachilidae.
AUGUCAUUAGCUUAAAAGCUUCAUAGUCUUUCAACUUGGUUGUCUCUUCAUUUAGUAUCUACCUAGAACUAUGUGUCGUGCAAUUGUAUUCGCCUUAUUUUUCUUCAAAUUCAUCGGUCUGGCGACAUUCUCCGUGAUCACUAUUAAUCGAAAGAAAAAGCAUCAAAAGAGAACUGUACACUUCGUUUCGACCAAAUUAGGAACAUGUUACAAUGUAUCAAUCGCCUGUUUUAUCAUCGCAUCGAAUUACUUCACAAUACCGGUCGUUUAUUAUGAAGAAUAUCUGAACAAAACGAUUGUAACUACAGCUAUUGAAAUUGCUGAAGGAGUAUUAGGCAGUAUAAUUACAUUCAUAAUUGUAUUAUGGUACUGCGUGAAUCAAUCGAUCUUCGUAAAGUUUGGAAACAGUUUGGUCGAAAUCCUGGAGGAAUUAUAUCGGCUACGAGAACCGGUGAAUCGGAAACAAAUCGUUUUUAUUUUACUAUCUAUCUAUUUAUUCGAAUUAGUAUUAUUUCUUGCUAUUGUAAUUAGCGAUUAUGUAGCAUUUCAUAGCCACCCAAUCUCGUGGAUGGCGACUAUUGUUCCAAUGAGCGUUGUGAGCUGGGUCUUCAUUCAAUAUUACUCCGUGCUGAUCGUGUUGCACGUAAUGUACGCGAAUUUAAACAAAAUUAUCCAAAAUAUUUAUGUGUAUAGAACCGGGGACGCGAAUUGUUUGUAUCGGUGCCGUCGUGUGUUUAUUAACAGUACCGGGAUUCAGUCUCUUCUGAACCUUCGAUGUAUUCACGCUCUCCUCUGCGAUAUUUCCGCUCAAGUUUCGCAGUUUUACUCAUUGCCCAUUCUUCUGGGGACAUUCCUCUUGUUCAUCUCUUUAUUAUACAAUGUGUAUUACUUUAUCGAACCGUUCAUGGUCGAUAAUGUAAUCAUGGAAACGUCGAUUGUACUAAAUACUGUGGUUUGGAUAAUCUUUCUUCUGUAUCCACUCGGAUUGUUGACCACCAGAGUGACGAAACUGGAGAACGAGAUCGGACGAACCGGGAGUAUCGUGCACGCAUUGCUGAAUUAUGCGAUUGAUAAAGAAGUGAGAACCGAGCUCAAACUGUUUUCGCUUCAGUUGCUGCAUCGGCAGAUCAAGUUCACGGCCAUUGGAUACUUCGUUCUAGACAACACGCUUUUUCAAUCGGUGCUUAGUACGACGACGACGUAUUUGGUGAUUCUAAUUCAGUUUGAAAUGGGUGGACCGGAACCGAUCGACUGUAACUGCAACCACACGUGCAAUUGUAAUGAACAUUAACAUUUUAGCGAAGGAAGAAUUUAACCGUGUGUUAAAAGAAAAAGGAAUGAAAAUUCGUCUAUGUUAGAAACUGGUAAAGUGUACAUACAGGGUGGUCGACAAAAGGUGGGAGAUCCUUUUAGGAGCGAUUCUAGGGAUCAAAAUAAGAUGAAAAUCAAGAAUGACGAAAUAGCGUUUGCGACUUUGUUUUCUAGUAAUUAUCGUUUAACAAUUCGAGCAAAAAGCGCCUAAAACCGGCAACCUGCCUUGCGCCGACGACUGAACGUCAGGUCAGCAGGGGUCUGUACAGUCAUAACCAAGAAUCGAAGCCAAAUGCCGCAGUACCGAGAAACAAAAUAGCACGACGUAAAUUUCUACUGUUCAAUGAUUCUUGGUUAUGACUGUAUCGACCCCUGCUGACCUGACAUUCAGACGUCGGUGCCAGGCGGGUCACAGGUUUUAGGCGCUUUUUCCUCGAAUUUUUAAACGGUAAUUAUUGCAAAACAAAGCCACAAACGCCAUUUCGUCAUUCUUGAUUUUCGUCUUAUUAUGAUCCCUAGAAUCACCCCUAAAAAAAUCUCCCACCUGUUGUCGAACACCCUGUAUAAAUAUCCUAUUUUCUUUCUUUACUUCCUAUACGUUUUUACUUGAUCAAUGUCUCUUUAAGUAGUUAUAAUGUGAUUACUUUUUAAGUGUUAAAAAGUAUAAAUAUUUUGAAAAAAAAA